Molecule: messenger RNA, 3463 nt
Organism: Cinara cedri
Lineage: Eukaryota; Metazoa; Arthropoda; Insecta; Hemiptera; Aphididae
Source: the annotation of a GenBank genome assembly
CAUUGAACAGAAAUUAUUAUUGUUUUAUAACAGUUUUUUUAAUGCUAAGACGCGAAGUGGGUUUCAACAUUAUCGUAAUCGUAAACCCGUGAUAGUAAACACAAAUUAAAAUGUAAACAAAUAGUUACGGUUUAGUUAGGUAUACCUACUAAUUAAAAUUGUUUAAAUUUUUCUGUUAUUUAUUGCUGUUUACGCAAUAGUUUUAUAAUGUCUGUAAACGCAAAUGAUAUAUUUAUUGGAGAAGUAAGUACGGACAUUUUUUACAUCAAGAAAAUAUUAAAACACAUGUCUAUCUAUUUCAUUUAUUUUGUAAAAUAACACAAAUCAUAUAGUUGUUGGAAUACAUACUUGGACAAACUUCACAAUUUCAAGAAAUAAAAUCAUACACAUUGAUUAAAUAUUAAACAAAUUAAUUAUUUAUAUAACCUGCUUAAUCAAAUUAGUAGAUUCUUUCAUUCAUAAUUACUUAAUAUUUAUUUAGGUACUUAAUAUAAUAUCGACAUUAUAAUUUAUGGUAUAAGUCUAGUUUACCGGACAUCUUUUGUUUUUCAAAUUUUUUAUUUUAAAUAUGUGUUUUUCGAUGUUGAUUUCAGAACUGUUCGAUUUUUUUUUUUGUGUAAACCAUUAUUAAAAAACUUAUGGAAGUUUGAAGUUAGUCAUUAUUACAGUUUUUGCUUAAAUACCUAAUUGUUUUAUAUUCAUUUAUUUACAUUUAAUUGGCUUGGUACUUUUUUUGUAGAAAAACACGUGUCUAAUCUCCAUAUAUGAUUUAAACAUUUUGAUUUUGUCCCUAGGCUCACCUCAAUUGAUUUUUCCUGUUGUGGUAUUGCACAACAAAUCUAGAGUUAUUUUUGGUUUAAAACAGUUCUACUAAUCCGAGCAAAUGAAUGACCUCACUGGAUCUCUAGGUGCACUGAUAAUACUAAUACGACGAACUUCAAACUUCCAUAACACCUUUCAUAAUAAUUUCCGUAAAAAAAUUCAAACAGUUCCGAAAUCAACACUUAAAAACAUGUAUUAAAAAACAAAAGGUGUCUAGCAAACUAGACUUGUUCCCUUAGAAUACCUAGGUAGAUAAUAGCAAACUAUUUUUUAUAUAUAAAAUAAAAAUCUAUUUUAAUCAAAAUCUACUUAUAUAGUUUAUUAUUUGAAACAAUACAUAUAUAAAACAAUCUUAUAGGUAGCAUCUGUCCAAAAUUAUGGAGCAUUUAUUAAGAUACCAGGGAAUAAACAACAAGGACUUGUACACCGCACUCAGUUAUCAAGAGUUCCUGUAGAUGAUGCUACUGAAGUUUUAUCUAAAGGCGAUAAAGUAUGGGCUAAGGUUAUUGGAAUGGUAAGAUGGAAUGGUUGAUUGUGUAUUUAAAUCAUUUAAUAUAUUCUUGUUUUUAUUUAUUCUGUUUAAUUAUUUUCUAAAUAAGUUAUUAUUAUAUAGGAUGAUGGAAAAAUUUCUCUAUCUAUGAAAUUGGUCGAUCAAGGUAGUGGUAGGGAUUUAGAUCCAAAUGGUGUUCAAAUAUUGUGAGUACUUAACUAUUUAAAUAGAAAUUAUAAUAACUUGUUUAUUGAUUAUGUUAUAUGUUAAGCCAAGAUGAACAAAGGAGGAAAAUUCAACCUAAUACUAAAGGGAAAAAAACCAUACAGUUAGAUGCAAUUUACAACACAAAGUGUGUAAAAUGUGGAACUGGUGGACAUUUAGCAAAAGAUUGUUUUAAAGUAUGCUGGAUUAUUUAUAUUUUUAAUAAUAUCAAUUAUAAUACAUAAUGUUAUAGGAUAUGUUUAGUUUAGUCAAUGUUGGUAUUUAAAUUGUAUAAUUAAAAUUUAAAAAAAAAAACAAAAUAUAUUUAUAGAGUACAUCUGGAAAAACAUAUGAUAUUUUGCCUGAAAAUGAUGACGUUGAAGAAUCGACUACUAAUCCUAUUCAAUCCAAAAGUUCUGAUAUAGUAAACCAAGAUGUUUUACCAACUGAAGCAAGUUUAAAAAAAAAAAAAAAGAAAAAAAAGAAAGAAUUAAAGAAAAAAAAGAAGAGAAAAAGACAUUUAUCAGUUUCAUCUUCAAAUGUAAGAUAUUUAUUAAUUAUUUUAAUAAAGUUACCUAUAUCUUUUUAAAAUUUGUAUAUUUUAAUUUAGAGUGCCAGUUCAGAAGAAAGUUCAAAAAGAAAAUCAAAGAAACAUAAAAAAAGGAAAAAAAACUAACAAUUAUUUAAAUCACUUGACAAAAUACAUUUUUUAUUUAGAAUAUUAUUUAUUGUACUUCUAAAAUAUCAAAAAAUAGUUUUAAUUGAAGUAGACUAAUAAAUCUUAAGAUUUAAAAAUAAGUAGCUAAAAAUGAAACUAUAUUAUAUUUAGCUUAUACAUUGUAAUACUUAAUAGAUUUUUUUUAAAUAAUAAUAAUAACUUCUAAACUGUACACCCACCAUUAUUUUUGGAUAUUUAGAAAAAAUGUGACUUAAUAAUUAUUAAUUUAUGUAAGUAAUAUGUCAAGGUUCCUGAAUGAUUUUUAUUUUGUUAUUUAUAUAGUGAUUAUAGUGAUUAUUUAUAUAUUUCAUGCAAAUAUUUGUUUCAAUCAGAUAAUACAUAUGUAGUUUCUAUUUAUAGAAAGAGUGAGGUGUGUCAAAAUUAUAAUUAAUGAGCAACUGAGUAUUCACUACUACUUAACAAUUAAAAUCGCGCCUAUUCAAUAAUCCUGACGCUCUAUCACUGGUUAGAUUGUGGAUACAAAUAAAUUAAGAUAUAGGAUUAAUAUGAUAUAUUUCAGGGGUGUCCAAACUUUUUUUGGUUGAGAUCUACUCAGAAUAUAUUUUUCCUUUGAGGAUUGAUUUCUUAACAAAAAUAUAUAAUUAUAAGUUACCUAAUAGGUAUUAAUAAACAUACACGUAUUAAAUAAUAAAACUAAAAUGUAUAGUUAAAUAAUGUUUUCCAUCAUACUAUUAUUAAUACUAAUAUAAUAUUGUAAAUACAAUUACCAGGAUAAACUCUGUUGAAUCGUAUUUCUUGAUAAAUUUACUAUAAUAUAAAGAUAGAAAUUAUCAGCAAUUGUUAUUUAUCUACUAAUUACAUAAAAAUAUUCUAACAAAAUGGAGAUUAACAUUUAACUCAUCUGAGAUCGACCAUUUGGCUACUCCUGAUAUGUUAUGAUGUAUCUUAAUUUGGGGUUGUGGGUAUACUGGAAAUAUUGCGACCGCAGAAAAUUUACAAAAUGUGUUUAACUUAACAGUACUUUUAGUGUGUAUAAAAUUAAUAAUUUACCUUUCCAAUUACUGUAUUUUAGAUAGAUUGAAACUAAGUACCUAAUGUAAUGUUCUUAGACAACUAAUAGAUCAGCAAAAAUGUUGCAAUCUAUGUUAUAUAUUUUCUAUAUUAUGUAAUCUUCUGAGUUAUACUGAGUUGGUUGUAGUAUUAUAUCAAUCAAAUUAUAUUUUUCCUUGUAAAUACUACCAUUACUAUGGUUUAGGAUUCUAUGUAUU